Molecule: messenger RNA, 678 nt
Organism: Psilocybe cubensis
Lineage: Eukaryota; Fungi; Basidiomycota; Agaricomycetes; Agaricales; Agrocybaceae
Exons: 1
Coding region: 1-678 (225 amino acids)
Source: RefSeq, a predicted model, not a curated record
AUGCGCUUCCUAAUUCUUGGUGCUACAGGCCCAAGCGGGGUUCUUCUCAUUCGCAAAACUCUCGAAGUAUACCCAGAUUCCACAAUCAUCGUCUUCGCCCGUUCUCCCAACAAGAUACCAGAGGACCUGCGGAACAAUGGCUCCCUCACAAUUGUCAAAGGCACAUUCGACGACCUGGACGAGCUAGAAUCGGCAGUGCAGCUCGGAAUCGACGUCGUGCUCUCUGCGCUUGGACCAGUCGUGUCACCGUCGGCGCUCACAACCCAUUCACCCACCACACCGAUCGCGACAUUCUAUGGGCAUCUCAUUGACUUGCUGUAUAAAUAUAACGUCAAGCGCUUCAUUUCCCUGUCCACUGCGUCCGUCACCGACCCCCAUGAUAAGCCCAGCUUGAAGUACGCGGCCAUUGUUAGGGGGGUGAAGACGGUGGCGUAUCCGGCGUACGCUGAUAUCGUGGCUAUGGGAGAGGUCAUUCGGAGUAAAGGGCAGGACUUAGAUUAUACGCUUGUCCGUGUUCCUUUCUUGACAAAUGGCGAUACCGAGGGUGUCUAUGCUGGGUAUAUAGGAGACGGGAAGAUUGGGGUUACCUUAUCCAGGAAGGGGUUUGCAGCUUUCAGUGUAGGCGAAGUAGCGAACCGAAAAUGGGUCAAGGCGGCACCUAUGAUUUCUAACGCUUAA